AUGGUUCUUUACCCAUUCCAGAAGCUAUGCUGCGUCCAGCCGGUCGACGGCCAACAACCGUUCCUGCUGGCAGCUUCUGGCCCAGUCGUUAAUUCUCUUGACUUGAAAGAUGGAACGUUAUUGAGCGAAUGGCGGCCGUUCGACGAGGAGGAAGAGGAGUACGACGAGGCCAGGACCAACGGCGAGGAAGCUAGGCCACCAAAAAGGCGAAAAAUAGGCGAUGGACCUCGUGGAGAACCCUCCCACCUGGAAUCCGAAGACUCGAUUGAAAUCAUAUCGGAGAGAAAGAAGGGUGAGCGACGGAAGCCCAAGGUAGAAAAUACUACCCUGCCGAACAUCUCUCAUAUCAUCGCAACCAGUGACGGAAAGACGGCCAUCUGCGUCACAGCCGAGGACAAAUCAGUCAUCGUGUUCGAUGUACUGACGAGAGGCGUCUUGCACUUCAAAAGUCGGAGGUCAAUGCCAAAGCGCACUUGUGCAAUAGUCCUAACGCCAGAUGAGAAGAGUCUCCUCGUCGGUGAUAAAUUCGGCGAUGUCUAUUUGUUGCCCCUACAUCCUACUCCCGGGUGGACGCCACAGAAGCCUGUUUCGGACCAGCAACAAGUGACUUUUUCCCCUUCUGCUUCAGAGUUGACAGUACAUACAAAGGGUAACCUGGAAGCACUGAGGCAACAGCGUCAGCAAAAGGCGGCGCAACGCAGGAAGGAGGGUCCCCAGUUCGAAUGCAAGUUGCUGCUGGGCCAUGUGUCACUCCUGACCGACGUCGCCAUCACCGAAGUCCAGACCGGCCCCAAGCGUCGCCAAUACAUUUUGACCUCAGAUCGAGAUGAGCACGUUCGCGUGUCCCGGGGAGUAACACAAGCUCAUAUCAUCGAGAACUAUUGCUUCGGCCAUCGUGAGUUUGUGAGCAAGCUGUGUAUCGUGCCAUGGAAUCCGGAAAUACUGGUGACGGGGAGCGGUGAGCCUUCUCUGAAGGUUUACAAUUGGCAGACCGGGAAAAUGCUCGAUCAGGAGCUCUUCCAAGGCGACGUUGGGACAGAUAUUGUCAACUGCCUCGACUCGGAAUCCGGUGCACGUUCGCUAGAAAACUUGGCAGUGUCCAAUAUUUGGCCCGUUCAUUACACCGUCUCGGGCAAUUCACCACGUUCACGCCAUCCUCCGCACUUACUCUUGGUUGCACUUGAAGGGCUCCCGAUGCUGCUGAGCUAUAGCAUCAACCAAGACGGUCACUUGAAGCACCAUCAGACCCUGACGUUAGGAGGGAACGUGUUGGACGUGACCGUCGGCCCGGCGAUGUGGGCAAUUGUUGUCAGCAUUGAUACAAUACAUAAACCUGGUUCCAUCCAGGUCUUGAGACCUGAGGAGACUCCAGCAGCAGAGGCCUUUGAGACAUUUGAACUGUUUUCGAACCUAACUAUUGACGACAUCAGCACAAGCAACAACCUGCUUGGGGGCUCCAAUGGGUCUGAGGCGGAGCUGAGAUGGGAGACAUCAAGCCUGGCGAUGCUUUUGAAUUCGUCUGCCCCAGACUGUGGUAGGGGUACGCUACCGUCAGAAGGUCAGACAAAGGACAAGGGGGCAUAUAGCGCUGCUGGAGAGAUGCUAUAUGGCCUGGAGAAUCUCCGGAAGAAAAGGGGCCAAGCUGAGGCGGAUGCUGAGGAGGAAGACGGAGGAGGUGCUGAAGGUGUUCCCGCCGAUGCAGUAGGGAUGUCGUGA
Fonsecaea nubica is the source of this 1716-nucleotide messenger RNA. RefSeq lists its product as hypothetical. The transcript has 3 exons. The coding region runs from base 1 to 1716 and encodes 571 amino acids. The record is from RefSeq and is a predicted model, not a curated record. Gene Ontology annotation, biological process: RNA (guanine-N7)-methylation. Gene Ontology annotation, molecular function: tRNA (guanine(46)-N7)-methyltransferase activity; protein binding. NCBI's taxonomy places the organism in Eukaryota, Fungi, Ascomycota, Eurotiomycetes, Chaetothyriales, Herpotrichiellaceae. Gene Ontology annotation, cellular component: nucleus; cytosol; tRNA methyltransferase complex.